AUGUUAGUGCGAAAUACAAAUGGUAGCAAACUUGAUUUCCUCGGAGAAAAUCUUGGAUUCACAUCGAGAAGUCUUGAUUGCUCCACUUUGAAAAGAAUUGGACUUAUCGAUACGGGAGAAAAUUUCGUAAUAGGUUGUGAUGCUAUUAAUAACUUGCGGAACUCUAUCUGCAUAUCCACCGGUGAUAUACGCAAAGACGAUCACGAAGCAUCGCAUGCUUUUGCUACAAUCUAUCGCAAUCACAAAUUGUUUGUUGGUUCAAGGCAAUACAACACCUACAAAUCAACAAAAAUUCUUGUCCAUAAAAGUGUGUGGCUUCCCACUGCUAGAGAGAGAGAUAAUCUUAUGAUAGAAGGCAACAAGGAAAUUCCUGCUCCUUCUCCUUGUGUUGAGCAAAUAGCCCCAGCGGAAGAAUCGCCUGUAAUGAGUGGGACUGUAAUCGGAAAGGUCGGUUGCCAUAAUGAUCACAAAUAUUCGUAG
This is a messenger RNA of Strongylus vulgaris, 480 nucleotides long. Lineage: Eukaryota; Metazoa; Nematoda; Chromadorea; Rhabditida; Strongylidae. The record is from the annotation of a GenBank genome assembly.